AGCAGCAUCGAGUUAGUCGCUGCUUGAGCGAUGUACACGCGUGGCACGUGACAUAUCAUAGUGAAUUACGGAGUAAUUGGAACGAUUCUCGAUAAGCGAACCCCGCCGUGUCAGCCCGUGGUUGCUCGCGCAGUGUCUCCGAGCUCUGUUUGCAGAAGAAACAGUGCUCUGUUUCUUCAUCGUAUCGUCUGAUCAGGUGUUUAUUUCACCACGUGACGCAGUAAACAUGGCGUUAUUCCGUGGUUUGCUUGAUAUCUUUGCGAGCGAGGCUAAUAAGGUAGAUGGGAGAACCGGUAUGACCGAGAAGCAAAAGAGACUGGUGCAGAACACAUGGGCGAUCGUACGUAAAGACGAGGUCUCGUCUGGAGUCGCCAUCAUGCUCGCCCUUUUCACGGAAUAUCCGGAGUAUCAAAAACAAUUUAAGUUAUUUAAAGAUGUACCUUUCGACGAGUUGCCGAAAAAUAAGAGAUUUCAAGCUCAUUCUGCCAAUGUUGUGUCAGCGUUGAGCAGUGUAAUUCAUCAAAUACAUGAUCCAGCAUUGAUGGAAGCAACUCUGCUUAGUCUGGCCGAUAGGCACAAAGCACGCGGGCAAACGGAGGAGCAGUUUCAGAAUUUAAAAAAGGUGAUGGCAAAUCUUUUUCCUUCCGUAUUGGGGAGACAAUAUACACCGGAAGUGCAGGAAGCAUGGAGGAAAAUGUUAGACUUGCUCUUCUCGACGCUCUGCCGGGUUUACAAAAAUUAAGAUAUUUAUAUGCAUUUGCAAUUGUUGAAUUAUAUAACUGAUAAAAUAUAAUAAUUAAAUCUCUUAGAAAAACACGAGACAAGAGGUGCGAUAAUACCUCAUGUAAUCAUGUUAAGUAUUGUAUAUAACAAUAACAAAAACUGCGAGAUAUGCAGCUGCGCUCUCUCUUGAAACUGUAUUGACUUGCAUUUUGAGAAACAGUACAAUUAACAGAAAUGAUAUUACACGAUAUAAAAAUAAUAUACGUAUGACAAAACUUCGUACAUGCUAUGUUUCACAAUAAAAUGCAAUUGUAUAA
This is a messenger RNA of Ooceraea biroi (clonal raider ant), 1040 nucleotides long. RefSeq names its product globin 1 (gene Glob1). Lineage: Eukaryota; Metazoa; Arthropoda; Insecta; Hymenoptera; Formicidae. The record is from RefSeq and is a predicted model, not a curated record. Gene Ontology annotation, molecular function: heme binding; oxygen binding. Gene Ontology annotation, biological process: oxygen transport. Gene Ontology annotation, cellular component: hemoglobin complex; extracellular region.